AUGUCGUACUUAAAAGAACGAGGCAUUUUAGCUCCUAAAAAUAGUGAUGUUGAUGAAAUCAAUUCUAUUAUGCUUUCGAUGCUUCUUGGAGAGAUGAAAACUUUUAACAGUGCCGAUAAAUUGUGUCCAACAGAAAGUGAGAGCAAUGUUCAAGACAUGAACCCUCCUGAACUUUUGCAUUCUUUGAAUUUACUAGGACUUCCAAAUCAUUGUUUGCAGUUGAAAGUUAGAACACCAAUAAUGCUUCUAAGAAAUGUCAACCAAUCUUUGGGAUUAUGUAGUGGCACUCGAUUAAUUGUUGAUAAGAUGGGAAAUCGAGUAAUUGAAGCUAGAGUUAUUACAGGGUCUAGAGUUGGUGAGAAAGUACUACUUUCACGUAUUGUUUUAACACCUUCCAAAAAUCAUGCUCCUUUUACAAUGAAAAGAAGGCAAUUUCCAAUAAAGUUGGCAUUCACUAUGACAAUAAAUAAGAGUCAAGGGCAAACUUUGAAGAAUGUGGGCCUUUAUCUUCCGAAUCCAAUCUUCUCUCAUGGCCAGCUGUAUGUAGCUCUAUCACGUGUCACCUCCCCAUCAGGCUUAAAGGUGUUGAUUAUUAAUAAACAAGGCAUACCGGAUGAUGUCACCAAAAAUGUAGUUUACAUAGAAGUUUUUAGUGGCAUUGAUCAAUAA
This is a messenger RNA of Camellia sinensis, 669 nucleotides long. The record is from RefSeq and is a predicted model, not a curated record. NCBI's taxonomy places the organism in Eukaryota, Viridiplantae, Streptophyta, Magnoliopsida, Ericales, Theaceae.